UGUGAGCCAGAACAAGAAGAUAAUCAGUUUAAAGUUUAGACUCUUUAAGUGAAGUUAUGUCAUGGCCUGUGGAGCCAAACACUUUGGACAUUUUUUAAUUUUUAGUUUGUAACUCGUCUGCAGUGUGUGUGACGUCAUGACCUCUUACCCUGUCACCUUUGGAGCCAAUUAUUCCUGGGAGGCCUCUUGGUCCACCUGGGCCCUAAAAUUACUCAGCGGGUAGAGGAGAAGAGACAGAAAUGUCUCAUGUUAAUAUGUUUGGCUGUGAGGAGUCGUCUCAUCUGAAGCAUGUUGGGAGAGAAUUUUAAAAAUAUUUUACUGGUAGUCCUUGAGCUCCAACUUCCCCCUGAAGUCCUUGUUCGCCCUCCUCUCCCUGAAAGAGAACGCUCACCAGAUUCACCUUUAACCCCUUUGUGGCCCUACAGACAGGAGGUUUUAUGCUACCUCACUGACUUGAAACUGAAAAUAAUAUGGACAACCUGGAUUUCUCAGAAGAGGAAAUUCAAGAACAACUGGCGAUCCUGGGCUACAAAAAUAUACCAAAACACAGACUGCUUGAAUUCAAGCAAGAUCUCGAAGAACUGGUUCGACGCGAAGAAUGGAAAAGCCUGGCCUCGUCCACUCAGAUAAACUCUGACAAAUCUCAGGUGGCCACAUCUCAGCCGAGUCCUCCUGCCUACACCAAAGAGAAAGUUAGUCGUCAGUGCUACUUUAAAGGUUCUGGUGAAGGGUUUUUCUUACAUACCGGACAACCUGGCAAUGGCAGACAGGUGCUUAUAGCACAGGUACCCUGUGACUUGUACGCUCAACACUCGGUGGCUCUGAAGCUGCAGCUGCCUCCAGGUGCUCCCAGCAGGCUGCAUGUGGAGCCAGAUCCAGAUCCUGACGACACCUUCGACCCACCGCUCACCGACAGCUACACAUCCACUCCUGACUCCCACAGGGGACGCUUCAUCAAGAGAAAAGUCCUGAGGAAACAUAAAGGACAGUCUCUUGUCUGCGAUGAAUCAGUCUACAGUGAAGACUCAGCCACAGCGAGCUGUCUGGAGGAGCGCCUGGCAGAUCUUCAUUUAUCCUCGACGGCUCAACGCGACUUUGAGACGGAGAACGAAGACGUCACCAGUCAGAGUGACACUCAGAGUUCAGAGACAGAGGGGGUUUCCUUCAGUGCCUUUGAAUCCUACAUGAGAGGCAUGACGCGAGCUCAAAGUGACGGAGACCUCAGACCCAAACCCAAAUCCUUCAUCCGACCAGUGAUGAGUCAGCAAACCAUUAAGAAGACGGACCCAGUGGCCAAGUAUUUCCAGUAUAAGCAGCUUUGGGAAAUGUUUAAACUUCCAGGAGAGAAGGACAGGAGAGCUCUGCGCUUGGAGAUUAAGGAACGACUUGCAUACCAACCUCCUCCACCCAAACCUCGGAGGGUUUACGUGCCGAACACCUACAUCGUGCCAACAGAGAAGAAGCGCUCGGCCCUGCGCUGGGAGAUCAGGAACGAUUUAGCCAACGGUGUCCUUCCACACAAAUUCAGUUAUAGAUUUUAGGCCUUUUGCUCCCCACAUGCCUUUUUAGAUACUUUUAAUACAAAGAUGCAUUGUUUUUUAUAUCAUUGACUUUAUUUAUUGAAUUUUCUUGUCAAACAUAAUAAACACAUAAAGAACA
Epinephelus lanceolatus (giant grouper) is the source of this 1659-nucleotide messenger RNA. It is a transcript of the gene hyls1, whose product is annotated as HYLS1 centriolar and ciliogenesis associated. Gene Ontology annotation, cellular component: centriole; non-motile cilium. The record is from RefSeq and is a predicted model, not a curated record. NCBI's taxonomy places the organism in Eukaryota, Metazoa, Chordata, Actinopteri, Perciformes, Serranidae. Gene Ontology annotation, biological process: cilium assembly.